UAUUCGUUUGGAAAUUCAGAAAGGAUAUGGAUUCAGAAGCUAGUCCGACCAAUACAGAGGAGACUGUUCUGUCUGUACAUACCUACUGGAAGAACACAAUCAAUGUUUGCGAGGCAGCAUUGAGUAUGUUGUCAGUCUACGAAAACAAAGACCAUGCACUAGUAGAUGCCACCACAGAACCACUUAGACAACUGAUUCGCCAUGGACGAGACAUUAAAGCAAUGAUGGAGUACAAACCAACCCCACGCGACGUCAAUACUUCGCCAAAAAAGCAGCGAAAACCUGUACAGAUCAAUUCAGAUUAUGAUUCCAAUUGGGAAAUCGUUGAUUCCUCUACAGUCAACGUUACAUUGAGCGAUAACAGUGUUGUUGUCUGCAAGGCCAUUUCCACCAGAAAGGAGCUUGAAGAAAUCAUACCAGAAAUCCGCCAAAGUCGAUGUGUUGCGCUAGACUGCGAGUUUCUCGGAAUAAAGAAUAGUUCGCCUGAACUCAAGUUAUUGCAGAUUGCAGUUUCACGCACGCGCGGAUACGCUGUUAUGAUCAACACAAUUGGAAAUCGAGUAGCGAUGGAGUUACUUGGCCCAAUAUUGACUGACAAUAGUAUUAACCUAGUUGGGUGGGCUUUUAAUGCCGAUGGACGUGCUAUUGAAAAUGCAUUUAAAGGCUUGCUGGUGACAUCGGUCCUUGAUCUACAGGCCAAAUUGCGUUCAAUCGUGGUUGAAAACCUCAGUCUAGCCAAUGGAGUUACUCGAUUUGCUAAGGAUUGGGAAGGUUAUGAAGAGUUCCAAAAGGCGAAACAGCUGGGAGAAAUGUUCCAUUUUACAGGAGAAAAUUGCGUCUGGAUGCAAGAUCCACUUCCACCAAGUGCCCUAGUGUACGCUGUAUUUGAUGUCGUAAGCCUUGUCGCUCUAUUCGAGAUCACCGAGCACGAAGAAACAAAUGAAAAGCACUUUUGGCCAUUCUCGAUCACACUUGAAUACAACAGAAAGGCAUUGGACAAAUGGCAUCGUGAAAGAGCCUCCAAUUUUGCCGAAGGAAAUAAUAAUGUGUACAUAAGAAACACACCCAAACCAUCACUGCCACAGCCUGCUCAAAGGACAUCCGAAAACAGCACCUCUGUGGUACCAUCCAAUGGAGAGACACAAUCAAAUGAAAAUGCUCAAAAUAAAUCUGAGAAGACUGUAGAACAACCCACAAAGAAAUCUUUUGAGACCGAUCAUGUAGCACCAGCAGAGAUUUCCCCACAGCAGCCUACAAGCAAUGGAUCUGACAAUAUAUUAAGUCAUACCAAAUCGGAUCGUCGGAUUGUCUCGGAUGAACAGACGAACUAUCAUGAGCUAGAGGCUUCUCAUAGCGAAGAUUCGUACGAAUAUCAAUUUGCACCCGACGUUUAUGAAGAAAGUCGAAAGAACACUAAAGCACCUGUCAUAAAGCCAGGCGGAUGGUCAGAUUUUACGAGAAAUUUACCUGCUAAUAAACAAAAUACUAACAGCAAUGGCAAUGUCAGCGGAAGUAUCAGUGGUAGCGUCAGUGGUAACGUUGGUGGAAAUACUGGUGGAUGGGGUCCUCUGACGAACAAUUCAGCGGUCAGUAAUCCAAGUGGAUGGGCUGCACUGGCAAAUAAUUCAUCAAACCGACGAUCUGAGAAUAGUGGAUUAGGUCUUUCUUCUUUACCCACAACAAACCAAUCAUACCCAUCAAGACAACCUCAGUCACCACAAUUAAGACAACCUCAAUCGCCACAGUCAGCACAAUCACCACAACAACGGCCAAUACAGGCACAAAAAGGACCUGCUUCUCUUCAGCUUCAAACAAAUCCACUCCCAGUUAAACAAAGGGUUCCUUUGGCCGAACAUUACUCUGAAAAACCCGAUCCACAAAGACCACCACAAUCAAUAAAUAAACCAGCAGCUUUACUUGUUAGUUCGACUCCAUCCGUUUCGGAUUCCAUGUUUGCCCCUGUCUCACCUUCAACUUCAGCUUCUUUAACUGCUACAAACCCGACUCAGAGUAACCUUCGUCCUUACUCUGCACCACCUCAAACUAUUCAGCCAUCUAACUUUAGUCAAAAUAAUAUUAAAUCGAAUAGCUCAAACGACAGCGGGGUUGGUAAAGCAAGCUCACAAGAUGCUGAGCCUGCUUGGGUAAAAGUCAAAAGGGGACUUGACAAUUCUGCAGUUAAUGCGCAAUCGGCAGCUUUCCAGUAUGGAGGACAAGGAUCUUUCGAGUGGCAGGAGCCCGUGGAAGGAGAAAUUGAUGAUGAGAAAUGGAAGGAGUUGAUGGACAAUUCGAUUACUCACUGGAGACAAGGCAAAGAUAUGGGACUGGACAUGAGUAACUAUGAACGUAAGAAGGCAGAGGCGGCCAAGAACAUCAAUCGACCGACUGGAUCUACAAAGUUUAAUACGGUUAUUGGUACUUCGGGAGAUCAGCGGAGAGGAGAGAAGGACAGUUGGGAUGAUGUUACGGUCAGACCAAAUACGAUGCAGAUGGCGCUAAAAGGAGGACCUAAAAUCAAAUACAAGCCAAAGGGACCAAGGUUCUAUAAUGCAUUUGAUGAUGCUGACUCGGACUCCGAUACGGACAAUGAUGGUUUGAGCUCUGAUAGUGAUGGUGGAGGACUUGAUCGUAAUAUGGCAGUGGGUGCGAAGGCAAAUAGAAUGGGCACUACGGCAACAUCAUCGUCAUCAGCAAAAGCAGGAACAACAGAGAUAACAGGAGCAGCAGGAUCAAUAGGAGCAUCAGGAGCAUCAGGAGCAGGAGCAAAUGCUGGUGCGUCUGAUGAUGAAAUUUUUGUAGAGGACUUUUAUUUGGUGGACGGAACGUAUCUUCAUUUGUACAAAAUAAACGAGGUCAAACAUCUUGCGCACAUUCCCAAGUCACUUCCGGAUCCGAGCUCUCCGCUGACCAUUGCUUUUACUUACUAUGCGUAUGUGCCGCGCAACCGUCGCAUGGAUGCCGGAAUGAUACUUAAGGCGUUGCAGAUACAUUUCCCAACCGGUAAUACGUACACCAUUUUGGUGGAGCAUAUUUACAAUGCCCUCCAUACAAAGAAGAACAAUGAGCUUGCAUACUUGCUCACACAUCCUCGAGUGAAUCGUGUUACGUGGGCGAUUGGAUUUAUGGCAAAGACUAUUGAAGAAACGCUGGGUAUCAAGCUUGGAAGUGCAUUGGAUAUGUCUCUCAAACUUGGUGGUACAGAUGGACACCAGCCAAACUUUCUUCAGUGUGCUGAGAAGUACAUCAAGGAUUGGCCCAACCUCGGGAUACUAAAGGCUGCAAAGGAUGAUUUCGAAUCUGCAAGUAACAGAAAUUUCUCGAAUAGUAUCUGGGACAGAGAGAAUGUUCCUAUUAUGGCCUUGCAGUACAGCAGUCUUCAGUGUGCGGCAUUAUAUACUUUGUACACGUCUACGGAAAAGACUAUACCUGACACCAGAGCAUUUAUGUAUCCAGAUUAUCAAGUAGCUCAAAAUCAUUAA
Phycomyces blakesleeanus NRRL 1555(-) is the source of this 3479-nucleotide messenger RNA. RefSeq lists its product as hypothetical. NCBI's taxonomy places the organism in Eukaryota, Fungi, Mucoromycota, Mucoromycetes, Mucorales, Phycomycetaceae. Gene Ontology annotation, molecular function: nucleic acid binding; 3'-5' exonuclease activity. Bases 27 to 3479 code for a protein of 1150 amino acids. Gene Ontology annotation, biological process: nucleobase-containing compound metabolic process. The transcript has a single exon. The record is from RefSeq and is a predicted model, not a curated record.